Messenger RNA from Ostrea edulis (European flat oyster), 5093 nucleotides. RefSeq lists its product as uncharacterized. Bases 1 to 4308 code for a protein of 1435 amino acids. The transcript is spliced from 4 exons. The record is from RefSeq and is a predicted model, not a curated record. Gene Ontology annotation, biological process: DNA integration. Gene Ontology annotation, molecular function: nucleic acid binding. Lineage: Eukaryota; Metazoa; Mollusca; Bivalvia; Ostreida; Ostreidae.
AUGCGAACGACGUGUAAACUAUUCCGAAUUAACAAAUUGACAUCCGAAUGUGAUUUAUACGACGGAGGAGGCUAUAGAACAGCGACACCAGUACAAGGAAACCAGUUCUAUCAGAAGGUGCCGGACAGUGCAACGGAGAAUUAUAAAUCAUGGAAGCGACAAGUGGAAAUUUACCUGAUUGCUAGUGGUACGACGAAACUACCGGAGGAAAUUCAGACGGCGACGAUUAUCAAUUGUGGAGGUGAGAGACUUCUUAAAAUUUAUGAUCAUUUUGAGUGGACACAAGAUGAAGAUAAAAACAAGCCUGGUGAUGUAUUUAGCAAGAUCGAACAGUACUGUAAUCCUCGUAGAAAUGAAGUGGCAGAAUCGCACAAAUUCUGGAGUACCAAGUAUGUGGAACCUUUUGACCAGUUUCUUACCGAGUUAAGAAUAAAAGCGGCAUCAUGUAAUUUCAAAGAAGAGGAUCGAAUGAUUAGAGACAAGAUUGUAUUCAGUUGCUCAGGAAAAAUGCAACAGCUUCUUCUUAGGGAUGAUGACUUGGACCUUAAGAAAACAAUCAAAAUUUGUCAGUCUUAUGAACAAGCGAAUAGACAAGCAGAAGAAAUGAAGAAGGAAAACCAGUCUAGUGUACAUAAAGUUAGUGAGCAUCAAACUCCAAGAAACAGAAAAAGUACAAACAAGUUCCCUUACAAGAAAACAGCACAAAGUACACCACAAGACAGAGGAGAGAAAAUGUGCAAAUUUUGUGGAAACAAACAUGUCUGGAAGAAAGAAUUAUGUCCGGCAUGGGGAAAAACUUGUAAUAAAUGUCAUGGACGAAAUCAUUUCAGUGUGAAAUGCAAGAAAGUGCACCUGGUAGAGAGAAAUCGGUAUGACGAGUCAUCUGAUGAAGAUGAACACUGGCUGAAUGCUGUGAACUCGCUGAACUGUAAUAAUAAUUCAUUAACGGCAGUUAUGAAUGUGAACAAUUGUGACGUACGUUUCCAAUUGGACAGUGGUGCACAAACCAAUACGAUCCAAAAGAAGUAUGUUCGAAAGGAACAAGUUCGUCCGUCCUCAUCGACUCUGCGCGUGUAUGAUGCAGCACCUUUGACAACUUUAGGAGAAGUAGACCUGUGUGUUACAAACCCAAAAUCUGGAGAAGUGGUGAAUGUGACAUUUGCAGUUGUAAGCAAUAAACUUCAGAGUUUAUUAGGACUUGAUGUUAUAAAGAAAAUGAAUCUCAUCACAGUGAAUGGUGAAAAGUUUAUCUGGAAGCUGAAUACCACAUCUAAAUCAGAAUUAGGUGACCUUGGAGAAGCUACACUUGUAAUAGAUAGCCAGAUCCAACCAAAAACUCUCCCAUGUAGAAAACUCCCUCUCGCUAUCAAAGACCGUGUGAAAGCAGAACUUGACAGUCUAGUUGACAGAGGAAUCCUUAUUCCAGUUACAACACCUACAAAAUGGGUAAAUCAGAUGGCAGUAGUACACAAAGCCAAUGGCAAAUUGAGGAUUUGUCUUGAUCCACAAGCUUUAAAUUCAGCAUUAUUGCGUGAACACUAUAAACUACCUGUACUUGAUGAUGUGCUACCCAAGCUACAAAAUGCAAAGCUGUUUAGCAAGUUAGAUGUAAAAGAGGCAUACUGGCAUGUUAAGUUGGAUAAUGAAUCCAGUUUAUUGACAACCAUGAUCACCCCAUUUGGUCGAUACAGAUGGCAGAGACUCCCAUUUGGAUUAAAAGUUUCUAGUGAAAUUUUUCAGAGAAAGUUGACUGAAGCUCUGGGUGAUAUUGAAGGUGUUUUUACCAUAGCGGACGAUAUCAUUGUUACUGGAUGUGGAGAUACUAUUCCAGAAGCUGAAAGAGACAACAAGGAAAAACUGAAACUCCUGUACUCAAGAUGUAAUGAAGCAAAGAUCAUCCUGAAUGACGAAAAAAAAGAAAUCGGACUCCAAGAAAUUACUUUUCAUGGGCACAAAGUAACUAGCAAUGGAGUGAAAGCAGACGAUGGAAAAGUGAAAGCCAUUGUCGACAUGCCUAGACCAACUGAUGUGUCAGGUGUAAGAAGAUUUUGUGGUAUGGUGCAGUACAUGGCCAAAUUUAUACCGAGCUUGUCCACAACUCUGGAACCACUUAGAAAACUCACACGCAAAGACACUCACUGGAAGUGGACUGACAAGUGUGAAAAGGCAUUUACUGAUAUCAAGAUACAGCUAACCUGUACUCCUAUUCUAGCCUACUACAAUCCUGAUCUGGAAUUGACUGUACAAACAGACAGCAGUAAAGAUGGUCUUGGAGCUGUUCUUUUACAAGGUGGAAAGCCAAUUGAAUACGCUUCGCGCUCGCUCUCUUCGUCACAACGAAAAUGGGCUCAAAUCGAGAAAGAGGCCUUAUCCAUUCUAUUCGGACUGGAAAAGUUUGACCAGUACACCUAUGGAAGAAAAGUGAUUAUUGAGAAUGACCACAAACCUCUAGAAGUUAUUCUGAAAAAGCCCUUAUCAGCUGCUCCACGUAGACUACAGGAUAUCAUGAUGAAAUUGAACAGAUACGAUAUUACUUUCAAGUUCAUCAAAGGUGAAGACCUUGUCAUUGCAGACGCAUUGAGCAGAGCAACAGUAGAAGAUCCAGAUGAUCGCCCACGAAUUAUGAAUGUAUGUUUUGAUCCAGAUAUAUCAGAUGUUCGUCUUGAAGAGAUUAGCAAGGCAACAGAAAAGGAUCCUGAAUUGCAAAGUUUAAUUGCAUACAUCACUACUGGAUGGCCAGAGAGAAAGAAUUUGGUAGAGGAACCAGUGAAACAUUAUUAUGACUUACGAGAUACAUUGAGUGUCCAUAAUGACAUUAUCGUUAAGGGAGAAGCCAUAGUGAUUCCGAAAUCUCUUAGAUCUGAUGUUAAGUGUCGACUUCACUCAGCUCACCUUGGCUAUGAUUCUAUGAUUCGACGUGCUCGUGGAACAGUAUUUUGGCCAAACAUGCAAAGUGACAUAAAACAGAUUGCUGAAAACUGUUAUGCCUGUCAGCAGAUGAAAGCUAGACCAACAAAAACCAUGCUUACUCAACAUGAUGAAGGAACCACACCCUGGAACAAGAUUGGAUUGGAUUUUUUUCAAGUGAAAAAUCAUACUUACCUUGUUAGUGUUGAUUAUUACACAAAUUACAUUGAAGUUGAUCUGAUGUCAACAACAACUUCAGUGAAACUGAUUAAAACGUUGAAGAAACAAUUUUCACAUUUCGGAAUUCCUUCAAUUAUUGUCUCGGAUGGAGGACCCCAAUUUACUUCAUAUGAAUUCAGCAAAUUCACCACGGAAUGGGGAAUACGACAUGUUACCUCCUCACCAAACCAUCAGAGAGCCAACGGAAAGGCGGAAUCGGCUGUAAAAAUCAUCAAAAACAUGAUUAUUAAAUGCGACAAGGAAGGAACAGACCAAUUCGAGGCACUCAUGGAACAGAGAAAUACCCCUCGACAAGAUACAGGUCUUAGUCCGUGCGAGAUGAUGUUUGGAAGACCAACUCGAACAAGACUUCCAAAACUAAUACUCUCUAAGACGAGUCGCAAUACAAAACGUGAACAACGGAAGAAGUCGGUGAAACGUUACUAUAACAAAACGGCUUAUGACAAACCUACACUGAAGCAGAACCAAAGUGUUUUCUUUGAAAGGAAAGAAAAGGAAAAAUGGAUUCUUGGCAAAAUUGUUGACUGUCUUCAUAACCAGACCUACAUAAUUCAGUCACAGGAUGGAACAACUUAUCGCAGAAAUCGUCUUCAUAUUAGACCCACUGAAAUUGAAGCAGUAAUAAGAGAUAAGUCCCCAGUGCGCCUGGAAAACAAGAGGAAACCGUUUCAAAAUACACCCCCUGAGAAAACAAUGACCAGCCCAGAACCAGCAAAUCUUCCAGAAAAGAAAAAGCCAAUUGAAACCACAGCUGUAAUCGGUUCAUCUCGCGAAAUAGUGAAUGCAAGUGAUUGUCCUGUGCAAGAAACAUUAUCUACAAACAAUCCGGAACCAACAUUGCAGUACAUCACUAAUCGAGAUGAAUGGUUUCCGGAGUAUCAAGUAUGUGUAUGGAUUCAUAUCGAGACUCUAAACCACCAAGAGGCUAACGAUCGAUGUCAAUCGGAAGAAUGGAUUCACGUGUUCUCCCGACGGGUAGGCUACAGGUUGUAUGAGUGGUCUGACGGUUCCCCCAUCCCGUCCUCAGGGUGGUGGUGUUCCGGACAACCUUAUGAGGACCUCGCAUGUCUGGGUGCCGAUCUUAACAUGGGUCCAUGGUGUCCUAAUGGGGGACUAGACGAUAUUGUUUGUACAGCCAAAAGACCUUUCUUCUGUGUCUAGAUUGAAAGUCUCUCCAACUUAGAUAUUUUUAAUCAGGGUUAAAGAACACAUUCUGUGUUUCUAAACUUUUAUAUCUUUCAGCAAAAUUAAUUCUUUUCAUGUCUGAAACUACCGUACUUUAAAUAUGUUUCAAUAAAUGAAAUAUUUUGCGUAUUUUUUAUUUUUAUUUUUUUUUUAGUUUAAAAGCAAUGAAUUUCAAAUCUUACAAUAUGCAUAUUUACUUCGAUAUUUUACCUGCCAAUUAUAUGUGACGUCAUACCUUGUAUAUGUGACCUCGGGCGAGAAGGUUUGAAAACAGUUGUUUGCCACUUUAUAAACAGAUUAGAUUUCAUCAAUGACAAAAACCGUCAAUUAUCAGGUUAACGGCUUGUAUAUAACCAUUUGCACCGGGGCGGGUUUGACCGGCAUACUCCUCCUAGCCACCUGAUCCCACCUCUGCUAUAUCCAGGGGUCCUUGUUUGCCCAACUUGCGAAUUGCUGACUUUAAACGAGACUGGUGAAACCCCAUCGACUUGUUUGUCAGUAGCUUGCCUCGAUUUAAAAACUGACUAUACACAGAACAAGUUUUUGCGUAUCGAAUUAGUUGAGAGAUAUAAACACCAUAUGCAGGAGAUAAUGGUAUAUUACUCAUGGGAAGUUGACGAUGGAGAAGCUGAAAUCAUCCCGUUUGGCAUAAAGUUGAAUUAUUAGUUUGCCGUUCAUAUCUACUUUCAAUGAAAUAUCUAAGUAUGAAGCAGAAGUGGACGACUCUGUGGUAUCUUUUAUUUCGAGUUCACAAGGAUAUA